Messenger RNA from Cylicostephanus goldi, 1608 nucleotides. NCBI's taxonomy places the organism in Eukaryota, Metazoa, Nematoda, Chromadorea, Rhabditida, Strongylidae. The record is from the annotation of a GenBank genome assembly.
AUGAGUAUCUCAAGGUUCGCUUACCCGCUCCUUGGCAAUGCCAGCGGCAUCAUCAAGAUUGCUCGUAUGCAGAGCACCAUCGCGCACACUAUCAAGGUGGCCGAUAAUAUCGAGAAGACUCGUGCGAAAGCACUUCUUGGUGGUGGCGAGAAAAGAAUUGAGAGUCAGCAUAAACGAGGAAAGUUGACGGCUCGUGAGCGUAUCGAAUUACUCAUGGAUAAGGGCUCGUUCCGCGAAUACGAUAUGUUUGCCGAACACACUUGUACCGAUUUCGACAUGCAGAAGCAGAAAUACCCUGGAGAUUCUGUCAUUACUGGACGCGGUCAUAUCAAUGGUCGUAACGUGUACGUAUUCUCUCAGGAUUUCACAGUUUUCGGUGGUUCACUGUCAAUGAUCCAUGCCAAAAAGAUCUGCAAGAUCAUGAGGGAGGCUAUGAUAGUGGGAGCGCCACUCAUUGGUUUGAAUGACUCCGGCGGUGCUCGAAUCCAGGAAGGAGUAGAUUCUCUUGCUGGUUACGCUGACAUUUUCUUGAACAACACCAUUGCAUCCGGGGUGAUUCCUCAGCUGUCACUUAUUAUGGGACCUUGCGCAGGUGGUGCGGUGUAUUCCCCUGCUAUCACUGAUUUUACCUUCAUGGUGCGUGACACUAGUUACCUAUUCAUCACUGGACCUGACGUUGUGAAAGCUGUCACUAAAGAAGAAGUGACUCAAGAAGAACUCGGUGGAGCGAAAACCCAUACCGCAACAUCAGGCGUGGCCGUUGGUGCCUUCGAAAAUGAUGUGGACGCUUUGAUGAGUAUGCGUGAGCUAGUCAAUUAUCUACCUCUCUCAAACAAAGAUCCUGCUCCAGUCCGCGCUUGUGAUGACCCAUGGGAUCGCGAUGUGCCAUCACUGGAUACUGUGGUUCCUCUAGAAAGUACCGCUGCUUAUAACAUGAAAGACGUAGUAACUGCUCUUGUAGACGAAGGCGAUUUCUUUGAGAUCAUGCCGGACUAUGCUAAGAACAUUAUCGUUGGAUUUGCCCGGAUGAAUGGACGUACCGUCGGCAUUGUCGGCAAUAAUCCCAAGUUUGCGGCCGGCUGUCUCGAUAUCAACUCAUCCGUGAAGGGUGCCCGCUUCGUGCGUUUCUGUGAUGCAUUCAACAUCCCACUCGUCACUCUUGUCGAUGUUCCUGGAUUCUUGCCUGGAACGGCUCAGGAAUAUGGAGGUAUCAUCCGGCAUGGAGCCAAGCUCAUCUACGCGUAUGCGGAAGCUACUGUGCCCAAGAUCACUGUGAUAACUAGAAAGGCCUAUGGUGGAGCGUACUGUGUCAUGUCAUCGAAGCACCUUCGAGGAGAUGUCAAUUAUGCCUGGCCUACUGCUGAAGUUGCCGUCAUGGGAGCUAAGGGUGCUGUGUCUAUUCUGUUCCGUGGAGAGAAAGACGUAGCUAAGCGCGAGGAAGAAUACAUCGAUGUUUUCAGCAACCCGUUCCCUGCCGCUGUUCGUGGCUACGUUGAUGACAUCAUUGAGCCUCACACCACUCGUCGUAGAAUUUGCGAGGAUCUCAGCCUGCUGGAGUCGAAAAAGCUCACAAAUCCUUGGAGGAAACAUGGAAACAUUCCUCUUUGA